This is a messenger RNA of Exophiala oligosperma, 701 nucleotides long. RefSeq lists its product as hypothetical. The transcript has 2 exons. Gene Ontology annotation, molecular function: DNA binding. Lineage: Eukaryota; Fungi; Ascomycota; Eurotiomycetes; Chaetothyriales; Herpotrichiellaceae. The record is from RefSeq and is a predicted model, not a curated record. The coding region runs from base 325 to 588 and encodes 87 amino acids.
CGUCGCCACUCCGUAUGAGUAAUUUGCAAGCUGUUAAAGGGAUGACAACGACAUUGGAGUGUGACAACCAGAUAGACCUGUCAUCUAUCCAAUUUCCAUUCGACCUUUCUUGUCUCAAACCGACCGAAUCGAGAGAGCUCUCCGAACAUAAAUCAGGUGCAAGAUCAUCGUGCUUAGAUCGUGGAGUCAGGGGUUCGAGUGUGCAGACUAUGACACGCCGGAAACAAGGUCAGUCAAAACGAGUACUAUUCUAAAUUCCGGGGCUGUUAUGACCAAACUACAGAUACAUCUUAUCAAGAUCGCAAGUCUCCCCCAACAGGCACGAUGAAUACCCAAAAGACAUUACAGGUCUUUCAGGAGCGACGGACAAACAGAGUUACUUGUAAUGGUCUGGAGGUUACCGAAGCCCCCGUCCGACGACGCCACAAACCAAGCAUUGAAGAUGUCUCAAUUCUUCGAGAAGCUUACCAAAAAUAUCGAAAUCGAAGUGCGACUGAAGAGGAGCUUCAAGGUAUCGCGGAGCGAACACAAAUGACAAUUCCCCAAGUUCGGGUAAGGCGUCCUCAUGUGAAAAAUGACAGGAGCUAAAACUGGUGUAGCGGUGGAUUGAGAAUCGAAGACAAGAAGACCGAUGUAAAAUGAAGGGUAUGUUUUGACUCGAUAGUGAUAGCAAUUCCUGAUUUACCGUUUGAUUGCUGAAA